AUGGAGAACGCUCACACGAAGAGUGUGGAGGAAGUUUACUGUUUUUUCUGCGUCAAUGAGAGCACAGGACUUUCUCUGGAAGAGGUGAAACGACAGCGGGAGAAAUGGGGCCUGAACGAAUUACCAGCAGAAGAAGGGAAAUCUUUAUGGGAACUUGUUCUUGAACAGUUUGAAGACCUACUUGUAAGAAUUCUUCUGUUGGCUGCCUGUAUUUCUUUUGUCCUGGCCUGGUUUGAGGAGGGCGAAGAAACUAUUACUGCCUUUGUGGAACCUUUUGUAAUUUUACUCAUUCUUAUUGCCAAUGCCAUCGUUGGCGUGUGGCAGGAACGUAACGCUGAGGAUGCUAUUGAGGCACUGAAGGAGUAUGAGCCUGAAAUGGGGAAAGUGUAUCGGCAGGACAGAAAAACAGUCCAAAGGAUCAAAGCCAGAGACAUUGUUCCUGGGGACAUUGUUGAAGUAGCUGUUGGAGACAAAGUGCCAGCUGAUAUCCGUAUAUGCUCAAUCAAAUCAACAACUUUGAGAGUGGACCAGUCUAUUCUAACUGGAGAGUCUGUUUCUGUCAUUAAACACACCGACCCAGUGCCUGACCCUCGUGCUGUUAAUCAAGACAAGAAGAACAUGCUAUUCUCUGGUACCAACAUUGCUUCCGGGAAGGCUGUGGGUGUGGUUGUGGCCACUGGUGUGAACACUGAAAUUGGUAAAAUCCGCGAUGAGAUGGCAGCGACUGAGCAGGAGAAAACCCCCCUGCAACAGAAACUGGAUGAAUUUGGCGAACAACUUUCCAAGGUCAUUUCCCUCAUCUGCAUUGCGGUGUGGAUAAUCAACAUCGGCCAUUUCAAUGACCCUGUACAUGGCGGUUCCUGGAUCCGCGGCGCCGUGUACUACUUCAAAAUUGCCGUGGCACUGGCUGUAGCAGCCAUCCCCGAAGGAUUGCCUGCCGUCAUCACCACCUGUUUGGCUCUCGGCACCCGUCGCAUGGCCAAGAAGAAUGCCAUUGUCCGCAGCUUGCCGUCCGUGGAGACUCUGGGCUGCACUUCUGUCAUUUGUUCUGACAAGACGGGGACAUUGACUACCAAUCAAAUGUCUGUCUGCCGAAUGUUCAUUAUCAACAAAGCUGAUGGUGAGAACUGCUCUCUGUCGGAGUUUACCAUCACAGGUUCGACUUAUGCACCAGACGGCGACAUAUUCCAGGAUGGUAAAAAAGUGAAACCCUCUCAGUACGACGCUCUGGUGGAACUGGCAACCAUCUGUGCCCUGUGUAAUGACUCAUCGUUGGACUUCAAUGAGGUGAAAGGAGUUUAUGAAAAGGUGGGUGAGGCGACUGAGACCGCACUGACCUGCCUAGUGGAGAAAAUGAACGUCUUUGACACAGAAGUCGACAACCUGUCCAAGAUCGACAGAGCGAAUGCCUGCAACUCUGUCAUCAAACAACUGAUGAAGAAAGAGUGCACUCUGGAGUUCUCCAGAGAUAGGAAGUCAAUGUCUGUGUACUGCACCCCCAAUAAGUCUCGUUCUUCCUUGGGGAAAAUGUUUGUCAAGGGAGCACCAGAAGGCGUAAUCGAGAGAUGCACCCAUGUCAGAGUCGGUAACAACAAAGUCCCAUUAACCAAAAGUAUCAAGGAAAAAGUCAUGUCUGUGAUUCGUGAAUAUGGCACCGGUCGUGACACUCUGAGGUGUCUGGCUCUAGCCACACGGGACAGCCCACCCAAGAUGGAGGACAUGAUACUGUCUGAACCCACCAAAUUCGCAGAGUAUGAGUCGGACCUGACCUUUGUCGGCUGCGUGGGCAUGCUGGACCCUCCCAGACAGGAGGUGGCGGCUUCCAUCAAGCUGUGCCGCCAGGCCGGCAUCCGCGUCAUCAUGAUCACCGGGGACAACAAAGGCACGGCUGUGGCGAUCUGCCGCCGAAUCGGCAUCUUCUCUGAGAACGACGACGUCGAUCAGAUGGCUUUCACCGGGCGGGAGUUUGACGAGCUGGCGCCUAACAGCCAGCGUGAGGCUGUCACACACGCCCGCUGUUUUGCACGUGUGGAGCCUUCGCACAAGUCCAAAAUUGUUGAGUUCCUGCAAGGAUUUGAUGAGAUCACAGCUAUGACAGGAGACGGCGUGAACGAUGCCCCAGCCUUAAAGAAGGCCGAGAUUGGCAUCGCUAUGGGCUCUGGCACUGCCGUGGCCAAGUCGGCCUCUGAGAUGGUCCUCGCCGAUGACAACUUCUCUUCUAUUGUGGCCGCUGUUGAAGAAGGCCGCGCUAUUUACAAUAACAUGAAGCAGUUCAUCCGAUACCUUAUAUCUUCCAAUGUAGGGGAAGUGGUCUGUAUCUUCCUUACAGCUGCACUGGGCUUCCCUGAAGCACUGAUUCCAGUUCAGUUGUUGUGGGUCAACCUGGUGACCGACGGUCUUCCCGCGACUGCACUCGGGUUCAACCCUCCUGACCUCGACAUCAUGGAGAAACCUCCCAGGAACGCUAAAGAACCGCUCAUUUCCGGAUGGCUCUUCUUCCGAUAUCUGGCGAUCGGCGGUUAUGUCGGCGCUGCUACGGUGGGAGCUGCGGCUUGGUGGUUCACGCUCUCGGAAGAUGGACCUCAGAUUACCUUGUACCAACUGAGUCACUUCCUCCAGUGCAGCGACGACAACCCGGACUUCGAUGGCUUGGACUGCGAGGUGUUUGAAUCCCCGUACCCCAUGACAAUGGCCCUGUCAGUGCUUGUCACCAUUGAGAUGUGUAACGCUCUGAAUAGUCUGUCAGAGAACCAGUCCCUGCUUCGAAUGCCUCCUUGGGAAAACAUUUGGCUGCUGGGAGCCAUCUGCCUCUCCAUGUCCCUGCACUUCCUAAUCCUCUACGUGGAGCCUCUACCAGUCAUCUUCCAGAUCACCCCCCUUGACGCCACCCAGUGGUUGAUGGUGCUGAAGAUCUCCAUGCCUGUCAUCCUGUUGGACGAGCUGCUGAAGUUUACGGCCAGGCACCACCUGGACUUGGGUAAACGACCGGAGAAGCCGGCGACGGGCCACAAAGGGCGCUCCUUGUCCGCAUGCGCCGAGGGCAUCUCGUGGCCCUUUGUGGCCGUCUGCCUGCCUCUGGUGCUGUGGAUCUACAGCGCCGACACUAACGUGGCUGCCGUGUUGUGGCCCUGA
Messenger RNA from Nerophis lumbriciformis (worm pipefish), 3132 nucleotides. The record is from RefSeq and is a predicted model, not a curated record. NCBI's taxonomy places the organism in Eukaryota, Metazoa, Chordata, Actinopteri, Syngnathiformes, Syngnathidae.